Sinocyclocheilus anshuiensis is the source of this 1579-nucleotide messenger RNA. RefSeq names its product src kinase-associated phosphoprotein 1-like. The record is from RefSeq and is a predicted model, not a curated record. NCBI's taxonomy places the organism in Eukaryota, Metazoa, Chordata, Actinopteri, Cypriniformes, Cyprinidae. Gene Ontology annotation, molecular function: protein binding. The coding region runs from base 173 to 1147 and encodes 324 amino acids. The transcript has 13 exons. Gene Ontology annotation, cellular component: plasma membrane; cytoplasm.
GUGUGGGUGUGGAUAUCUCUUUCAAUUCCUUUUUAUUUCAUUCUGUGAAUUCAUGUUGUGGGAUGACAAGUGACCAACAAGUUCAUUCAGAAUUUCUUUGACCUUCAAUCGUUGACAUCAGCAUAUUUUAUUAGCCUUUAUUUCUGUUGGAGUCUUACUCAGAGAGUAAGAGAUGGGGACGGUUGUUGAUGACUUCAGACAACUAUUAAAAGACUGUGAGCUGUUUGUUUUUGAGAUACUCCAGGAUGAGAAUCUCAGUAAUCCUGCUCGAGAGGCCAGGGAAAUUCUCCUACGAAAUUUUCAUGUCAUCCAAAAGAGACACCCACAAGAAUUCCCCCACAGAUUUGAAUCCAAUCUUGAGGACAGUUCAGAUGACAACCACAGCUCCAGUCUGGGACGCUCUGCCCCCUCAGAUGAUAUGUCAGUGGCCUCUGACUACCAAGAGGAAGGUGCUCCUGAACUUUUUGAAGAGAUCCCUCUGGUGGCUGCACAGGACCUGAGUAACAUCCUAAAGCAAGGCUACGUGGAGAAGAAGAGACGUGAUCACAGUUUCUUCAGCAUGGAAUGGCAAAAGCGAUGGUGUGUGCUAAACAACACCAUAUUUUAUUACUUCGGGAGUGAGAAAGACAAGCAGCAGAAGGGCUCAUUUUAUAUUAAUGGCUACAGUGCAGAGCUGGUGCCCAGCUUACGCAAAGACUCCAAAAAGAAUUCGUGCUUUGAGUUGAGCGCUCCUGGAAGACGUUCUUACCAGUUCACUGCCAGCAGUCCCCAUGAGGCCAGGGAAUGGGUGGACCAGAUCAAUUUUGUUCUUAAGGAUCUGAGCUCUAACUUCAUCCCCUUUGAUGAUGAUGAGGAAGAGGAGGUGGAAGAAGAGGAAGAGACAUAUGAUGACAUUGAAGAAAAUGAUGAAUAUACUGACAAUGCGGAAGAGUGGACUGAAAAGUCUGGGACUUCAGAUUAUGCAAAUUAUUACCAAUGCUUGUGGGACUGUGAAGCUGAUGGACCCGAUGAGUUGGCCUUCCAGAGAGGAGAUGUCAUCUACAUCCUUAGCAAGGAAUAUAACAUCCAUGGAUGGUGGAUCGGAGAGCUGGAUGGUGCUAUUGGCAUAGUCCCCAAGGAGUUUUUACAUCCUGCUUAUAUUCUAUGAGGUUUGCUUUUUGUGAAGAUCACAGAAUGUUCAGUGUUAUAACACUUCAACACCUGUCAUGGUUUGGAAACUGGCAAUGAUUAGAUUAGAAUGUAAAUUCAAGUAAAAUUGCAUUUUAGUCCAUUUCUAGAACCUAAACCUUGAGACCAAAUCAGUUUUUUUUGUAUAUAAGCCUUGUUAUAUAUUGCAUGAUUAGUGUACACUAAGAGGCUUGUCUAAAUCUGUCACGGUUCUCUGAUUUGUUCAAACAUAAGCCACAUUUCUGCAAAUGGUAUACAUGAGAAAAAUGUCGGUAGUGCAAGAAUUUAUCACUUAUCAUCACAUAAAGUCUGUGUUGUAUUUCAUCAGCAUAAAUUAUUGAAAAAAUGUUUUUUUUUAAUGUACAAUUUAGGCCGUGACUACAAGCAGUAUUAUAAGUUAUUAUUUAGUAUG